GUACCAAUGCUGAACGGGUGUUGUCCGAAAUUCGAAGCCUCCAGCAGAACCAAAUGGAAGGACGACCAACCACCAAGGACAUGAACUUACCACCACCUCUUGCUUGUACCGGUACACAACGGCCAUGUUGCUUCACAGAUCUAUCAAGAGAAUCCUUUACCUUGUUUGUUGGGCCCUGAUUGUUGCUCACAACAUAGCACAAGGCCAACACAUUCAACCGAUACCCUCCCAAGAUGACGGCAGUCGUGGGGAUCCCAAGCUCGUCGACGUGUCAGGUUUGGGUCCAGAAGGAACCGACUUUUAUGACAUGCCCUCAAUCGAUAUUCAGUUGGAAGAAGAUGGGCCCACUUGGACUGUGUACAGGCUAGCGCACAUUGACAGUCACUUUGCCGGAGAAUCCAAUGACGGAAUGGUGGCGGCCAAUCUGCUAAGGUAUCAAGCUGGCAACUCUAACGCCGAAGUCUUUACCGGAUUGGUCCACGACCGAGCGGGCGGAAUGUAUUAUGAACUCAAACCCGAUAUAGAUGGAAAUGUUGAAGUCUUGAGCACGCAACGAGAAGACAUGCCCAUGUCUGCCUUGGUUCAACCUGAAGUCCAAUCCAUUUGGACGGAAUUCAAAGCACUGGCUGAUUAUCUCGCUACAUGUGCUCUCAAUCUAAGGCGAGAUCCGGACAAGUUUGUGGAAAUUGAUGUCAUGAUCGUGUGGUCCCACAAUGCCGAAUGUGCCAAGGCAGGGCUCCCUGUGGAUUGCAGUGUCACCGACGACUCGUUAAACAUCAUGUUGGCAGCCCUCAAUCUCACUGUGGAAAUCAACAAUUUUGUCCAUGCCAACUCGCAAACCAACACGAGUCUGAAGAUUGUCCAUGCACAACGAGAUACUUCUGGAUACAGAGAAACGGACCCAUUUCAGCUCAUAACUGAGUUGACCAUUCCCUUGUUCGAUGGCCAGCUCAACUACAUCCACCCACUGCGCGAUCAAAAGAAGGCCGAUUUAGUCGCAUUUGCCUACGACAAUCGCAUCGUUGAGAACCCAGGAUAUGGAAUAGCCAACGCUCCCGUCCCGGUAUUUGGUUUGCAGGGGUUGCCCCUGCCACCGUUCCUGGCGUUUUCGGUCUUUUGCAUCCAGUGUUCAGCUGGAACUUUGCAAACACACGAGUGGGGCCACAAUCUGGGCUGCACCCAUGACCGAGGUACUGUCACAGACCAGAUCAAGGACGCUAUUGGUGACAAUCCAUUCAAUGCAUGUGAAGAUAAAACGCACACGAACUAUGGAUAUCGGUCUCCUACAGGAACGUUUCAUACUGUUAUGAGCUAUCGCUGCCGAGAAGGUCAAUGUGACAACUGGAGUUCCAACACAGCCAACGGCUUCUGUGCAGAAAUCCCAUACUUUUCUGGCAAGGACACAUGGAGAAAUGGCGAAUCGAUGGGUGGCGAAGAGAACAACUGCCGUGAUAGGAUCAAACGGGAUAAGCAUUUCAUUGCAAGGAAUCGGUAGAUGUUGUAUUCAGUGUGAUCAGUGGAUUCAUAUCGGUGCAUGAUGGGCACUUCUUCGGAGGCAGCCAUAAUCGUCAUAUCUUCUUGUCGGAAAGCACUCUAAGCUACGUUGAUGAGCAUUGCAAGCAUGAAGCAAUGAAAUCCUAAAGUUUGCAGGAAGUAACGAAGUCAUGAAGUAAAGGUUAUGAAUGUAAUUGGGUAUCAUCCUGGCU
This is a messenger RNA of Seminavis robusta, 1706 nucleotides long. Lineage: Eukaryota; Bacillariophyta; Bacillariophyceae; Naviculales; Naviculaceae. The record is from the annotation of a GenBank genome assembly.